Molecule: messenger RNA, 1548 nt
Organism: Candidozyma haemuli
Lineage: Eukaryota; Fungi; Ascomycota; Pichiomycetes; Serinales; Metschnikowiaceae
Product: cytochrome P450
Exons: 1
Coding region: 1-1548 (515 amino acids)
Molecular function (GO): oxidoreductase activity, acting on paired donors, with incorporation or reduction of molecular oxygen, reduced flavin or flavoprotein as one donor, and incorporation of one atom of oxygen; heme binding; iron ion binding
Source: RefSeq, a predicted model, not a curated record
AUGUUGCUGACUGGUUUUGAAGCUAUCCCCUGGUGGGCAUGGGUUCCGCUAGUGUAUGUGAUCUACAGAAUUACCUCUUAUGUGAGUUACACUAUCAAGUACUAUAAGCUGGGAGCGUCUGCUCCACCACACUAUAAUGACGGUGUUUUUGGAUUUUGGUUUACUAAGGAGACUUUGAGAAGAAGGAAGACGGGAGAGAUUCCUCAGUUGUUUAUUGAGUUGUACGACAAGAUAAAGAGGGAUACGUUUACGUUCCGUGCUACUGGUACUUGGAGGUUUUGUACUCGUGAUCCAGAGAACAUCAAGGCUAUCUUGGGUACUCAAUUCAAUGAUUUUUCGUUGGGCCUUCGCCAUAAGCAAUUCCGUGUUGUUCUUGGCGAUGGCAUCUUCACCUUGGAUGGUGCUGGCUGGAAACACUCUAGGGCUAUGCUUAGGCCUCAGUUUGCAAGAGAGCAGGUUUCCCAUGUCACCAUGUUGGAGCCUCAUGUCAAGCAAGUCAUUCGCAGAGUGAAGGCUACCAAUGGCUCGAAGUUUGACCUCCAGCCGCUUUUCUUCAAGUUGACAAUUGACUCAGGCACGCAGUUCUUGUUUGGCGAAUCUUGUGCUUCUCUUCAGGAUGAUAUUGCUGAUUAUGCGGACCUCCCAGGCCCAGAAGAGAUGGAACACUUCCCAAAGGCUUUCAAUACUUCUCAGACGUAUCUUCUCAUGAGAAUGGGUCUUCAGAACCUUUAUUUCUUGCUCAACACUAAGGAAUUCAAGGAAUGUAACAAGAUUGUACACCAUUUUGCUGAUUACUACGUGAACAAGGCUCUUGAAGCCACUUCUGAAGAAGUCGAGAAGCAUGCUGAUUCCGGUUAUGUGUUUUUGUAUGAGUUGGUGAAGCAAACAAGAGAUCCUAAGGUAUUGAGAGACCAAUGCUUGAACAUUCUUGUUGCUGCCAGAGAUACCACCGCUGGACUUAUGUCCUUCUUGUUCUUUGAGCUUUCGAGAAAUCCUGCUGUAUUCCAAAAGUUACGUGCCGAGAUUGUUGAAGCUUUUGGUGAAGGUGAAGAUGCCGACCUCAGCAAGAUGACUUUUGAGUCUCUCAAGAAGCUCGAAUAUCUUAAGUGGGUCCUCAAUGAAACUCUCAGGUUGUACCCUUCUGUGCCGCAAAACUCUAGAUUGGCAACUCGUGAUACCACCUUACCGAGAGGUGGAGGCAAGGAGGGUAACGAUCCUGUCUUUGUUCCAAAAGGUUCAGUGGUGGUUUACACAAUCUAUGCAACCCACAGAAACCCCGAGAUCUAUGGUAAGGACGCAGGUGUUUGGCGUCCUGAAAGAUGGGGCGAGCCUGAUCUUAAGAAGGUUGGUUGGGGAUUCUUGCCUUUCAAUGGUGGCCCACGUAUCUGUUUGGGCCAACAGUUUGCCUUAACUGAGGCCUCAUACGUCACCGUCAGACUUUUGCAGAACUUCAGCAACAUUGGGUCUUUUGCUGAGCCUGGUGAUCCAAAGAAGAAUACGCAUUUGACUAUGUCUUUACAUGGCGGUACUAACAUCAAGUUAUAUUGA